This is a messenger RNA of Pimephales promelas (fathead minnow), 3851 nucleotides long. It is a transcript of the gene aftpha, whose product is annotated as aftiphilin a. Gene Ontology annotation, biological process: intracellular transport. The record is from RefSeq and is a predicted model, not a curated record. Gene Ontology annotation, molecular function: clathrin binding. NCBI's taxonomy places the organism in Eukaryota, Metazoa, Chordata, Actinopteri, Cypriniformes, Leuciscidae. Gene Ontology annotation, cellular component: trans-Golgi network membrane; AP-1 adaptor complex.
UGCCACACCAUAGCCCCUGGUGCAUGCUGGGUAAUCCUCGGGAAAAGAGCAGGAUACACUCUCACACACACACACACAUACACACAGUCUGACAGAGAGAGCUCGAGCCAGUUGUGUGUGUAUGUAAGAGCUACAGAUGCUCGCCGUGAGGAUGGACGCAUCACUCCGGACUCCUGAGGCGUGAGCUCUUGGCCGUGUGUUUCUGCUCAGGUCCCCAUGGAGCCUGACGUGAUACGCAUGUACUCCUCCUCCCCACCCCCGAUGGAGGACGGCGUCGAGGACGAGGACGAUGAAUUCAGUGACUUCACCGGCGUCCCGAACAGCACCAGCUUCUCGGAGUUCGAAACGCCCACCUUGUUCAACCAGAACCGGGCUUUAAACGCCACCUCGCCGCCGGAGCUACUGAGCAACGGGAGAAUCGUGGGACUGUCGUCGCAAACCGCAAAGGCUAAUGGCGUAGCGCCUAGCCAGACUGGCACGCCCAAUGGCAGAACGGUUAGUGUGGAGGAACUUAAAAAGUUGACUGAGCAUCAAGCUCACAUCACGUCCCUGGAGUUUGCAACCGGAUCUCGGACUGAUAGCGUUGACUGCAACGGCACCGCUGAAGUGCUAACAAACGGAUUUGCAACGUUAAAUCAAGGAGAAAGCCCACCUACGCCACGCAAAAACAAUGAAAGUCCAGAUGAUUUUGCAGAUUUCGCUGCUUUUUCAAAUGCCGAACACAACCAGCCUUCAAACACAGACUGGGAACAUUCAAAUCAACCGGCGCAGAAUGACAUUAGCGACGGUGUUGUUGAAGCGCGAGGAGCUAGUAAAGCAGACGACAGCAGGGAUUCGAGAAACACAGGGUUUGGAGUCCCUUUGGAAAACUCGGAAGGUCUCAGCAACGGGAGCUUGAGUUUCCAUGAAGGGUCGGAUUUAGAUCGAAAGGAUCUAGAAGUUGAUGCUACUGAAGCUGUUAGCACAGCGCAACCGCUAGCCGUUAACGGUGUAGCCGAUGAUGGCUGCGUUUCGCCCGACUCUGAGGAAAGAUGUAGUGCUGAACAAUCAGAUGAGAAAGGCUCAGAGAACGAAGAAACGGAGACGGAAACAGAGACUUCCUUCGGUCGGCCGCUAUCGACAGACGCGCUCGAGGAAUUCGGCGACUUUAGCACGACGGGAUCCGUACCUUCGCCUCCGCUUCAGGAGGACACUGCCACUCCGGCUGAUCACAGCCAACUCGCCGAGGACGACGACGAUGAGGAUUUCGGAGAUUUCGGGGACUUUGGCGACGCUAGCUCAUUUAGCGCGACUGGAUUUGCUGAUUUCGACCAGCAGGGGGCCACAACGCUAGUCGCUCAGGCUGAAACGGACCCCACAAUGGAUGGUGAAGAAGAUGAAUUUGGCGAUUUUGACACAUCAAAAGAACCUUGUAAAACGGAUUUGGCUGGCGAGGAAGCAACUGCGUUUCCUGGAAGUGACAGUUUUGCGGAUUUCAGCUCCGCGACAGUGGAAAAUGCCGCUGAUAUAGGAGGAUGGCAGGCUUUCUCUGAGCCGGAUCAGAGCCAGAAUGAAGAGGAAUCGUGGGCAUCAUUCGGGCAGGAACAGGAUUCAGUGUGUUCUGAAAAAACUGGAGACGAAUGGCAAGGGAGUCAGACGCUUACGGCGCCCCCUAGUGUUGCGGAGGAGCGCAAAAGUUGUACAACGACUGCGCUGUUCAGCCGCUUGGAGAAGAUUUUCCAGGCCAGUUUCGAGCUGGUUGUCGCUCCUCGGGUGGAGGAGGACGUGUCCACGCUAAACAGCUUCCUCAAACCCCCUGACGUGUCAGCACAGGAGCACAGCGACGGAGGACAGGCCAGCGGGGCGUUGCGGGACGUGUGGCAGCAGCUUCAGGACGUUAACAAUGCUUAUGGUCUCCGGUACCAGUGGGGCGGCUCUCACACCAAUAAAGCCCUGCUCUGCUCUCUCGGCAUCGACACCAGAAAUAUUCUCUUCACGGGCCAUAAAAAGCAGCCUGUGAUUGUGCCAAUGUACGCUGCCAGUCUGGGGAUGCUGGAGCCCACGAAAGAGCCGGUGAAGCCUGUCUCCGCCGCUGAGAUGAUCGCCUCGAUAGCACAAUCUCCCUCCGUCGUCUCAGAGCUGAAUACCUGUCCUCCAGACGCCGCGCAGGAGUCUCUUCCUCCCGUUCAGUUUGACUGGAGCAGCAGUGGCCUUACAAACCCUCUGGACGCGAGUGGAGGCUCGUCUCUGCUCAACCUCGAUUUUUUCGGCCCCGUGGACGAGUCGCCCUCCGGCCCGGCCACCUCCAUACCAGGCGUGGACCCGGAGCUGUACGAGUUGACCCAAGCCAAGCUGGACGUCAGCGGGGGCGGCAGGAGAGUCGUGGAUGCGUUCGCUCGCCUCAUGUCCACCGUCGAGAAGAACAGCACCUCCACCAGCAGAAAGCCUGUGCAGAAGGAGGAGAAUCUGAGCGCUGAGGCUCGGCGUGUGAUCGCAGGCCUGCCGGAUCUGUCGUUCAUGCAGGCGAAAGUCCUCAUGUUCCCCUCCACGCUGACUCCUCUCCCACCCGACUGAUGAUGCGUUCUUCUCUCCGCCUCUCUUUCUCUGUGUAUCGCUCUCCAGUUACACCACACCGACAGUCACAUGAUUUUAAUUUCAUCCUUUUGACUCCUAUCUCUUUUGUGUCAUUUCCCCCCCGGGCCUUUUUAAGUUUAAACACAUCAUGUUGCGUUAAGAGAGAGUGUGUGAGAUAAUCGGCUAAUCACUGAUCGCUUUAGAGAAAAGACUAGAUUAAUUUAUUUGUAGAAUGACAGUAGGAAGAGAUCUGUAUAUAAUGAGGGAUGAGAGUUUCCUCUUGAUUAUCCUUAAUGUGUGUGUGUGUGUGAGAGAGAGGCACUUGUUUUUGGUUUGUUUUAAUGAAACACUGGUUUAAAAGUCCUUCAGUGGCACAAGAUUUGUACUUAGAUAUAUAAAUGCGUAGUUAUAUAGACUUGAAAUCAAACCGUCUGCAAAAUUUCCUUUUGAUUUCGCGCAACAAAGAACUUUUUUUAAUCGUUUGACUACUACAUUACAAUCAAUAUUGGUAUUACUUGUAGGUUUUAGUUUUUUGAUUUCGCACACGCAUUAGUGAACACAAAAUAAGUUUUUUUUUCUUUCUUUAAUUAAUUUGCUUUUCUCACUGACACACUGAAGACUAUAGGAACGACGGCUUUUCUUCGAUGUUUUGCUGCUCGUACUCGGUUCUUAUUUUGUUGUUUGUUACUUUUUAAUGUAAGUUGAAACCACUGGCUUUGGACUGUAAUGUAGUGAAGGAAUCGUUGAAUGAAUGAUUAUCUUGAAUAUAUAUAUAUAUAGAUAUAUAUAGCUGUAUUGAGAAUAAGGGACCAAUAUCUGCUGUAACGUUUUGCUAAUUUUCCUGUUAUCAUGCUGUAUCUGUUUUUUAUUUAAACUCUUUUGGAGGACGUCUGCCGUCACAGUGGUCCUGUACGCCAGGAGUGCAUGAUGGGAAAUGUUCACCAGAAAUCAUCUGUAAAGAGUUUCCCAUCUUUUGUCUUUUUUUUUUUCUCCCAGUUCGUUGUGUGUGUGUGUCAUUGUUUAUUCUGUCUCCUGGAGGAUUUUGCACAUUGUAAAGACAUACGGAAGAACUGCUUACAUAGUUAACUGUGGCUUCGGACUGUGUACAGUCAAACUAUGGAUCAUGUAAAAAUUGUUAUGGGAAAAUUCCUAUGGAAAACUCAUACAGAUGAAUGAUAUCUCUAAAGAGCCUGUACCGAGGUCAAUCGCGCAUGCCUGGGUUCUUUGAAAAAACAAACAAACUAGUGUGUAAAUUUUCUUUAAGUGUACACAAGAAAUUAAAAUAAUUUAAGAGAAAA